AUGGAGAAUAUAAACCAGGCUGUGUCCGAUGCCCUGGAAACACAUCGUUCAAACCGAAUCCUAGGUGACCUGCCUACCGAAAAGCUGAACCCUGAAGACUAUCUGGCCUCCACUCGUGAAAUAAUCAAAGGCCUCGUCGAUUCUUGGAAAGAAAAGGCGGAUUUGCGGCUCUUGGCGGUGGAAGUUUGGCCACGACACACCUACUUUGCACUCGAUUUCAACAACGACGAGUACAACUAUGCCAACGCCCACAUGUUGAGAUGGAAGUUCGUCCCAACCCUCGUUUGCUUCAUACCUGUCUACCUGCUUCGGCUCUCCAGGCAAAGCAAUACCUGGAAAAUCUUUCGGCACAAGCCCACAGACUCAUCGCUCGCCAAAAGAAUUGCGGACCUACAUGAAGGCAAUGGGCAGGAUCCCACUCCCUUCCUUGAAAACCACAUCAAAGGCGUGAUACAUUAUGCUCCUCAGAAUAGCAAAAUCUCUACCUGA
Messenger RNA from Penicillium salamii, 489 nucleotides. The record is from the annotation of a GenBank genome assembly. Lineage: Eukaryota; Fungi; Ascomycota; Eurotiomycetes; Eurotiales; Aspergillaceae.